AUGAGUUGUUCACCCGGAAAAGAGUCGAGGCGGAGGUUUGGAUUAAUGCUGACCAUGUUUUUUUCUGAGCUUGUAACCUCAAAAUUGCAUGCAAAUCAACUUGCAGCAGGAAACAUCCAGGUUAAUUACUUCGACAGGCAGAAUGAGGUCUUUGAAGUGCGUGAGAUGCCAAGUGGACUGGAGUAUGCCAUCGACCUCCGUCGUCAACGAUGUGACUGUGGUGAGUUCCAGGUGGACCGGAUUCCUUGUCGACAUGUGUUUGCAUGUUGUGCAAAUCAACGACUAGAUUGGAAAGUGUAUGUGCAUGACGUUUACAAGAUGGACCAAGUUAGACGGAUUUAUCGAGCUAGGUUUAGGCCACUCGGGAAUCCUACUACCUGGCCUGCUUACAACGGUACUCGAUUCGUACCGAAUCUGUACCUGAGACGUGUUACCAAAGGUCGCCCCAGGAUGACGCGCUUUUUGAAUGAGAUGGACACGCGAAUGUUACGUCGUCCUAGGCGAUGUAGACAAUUUGGGGCUAAGGGACACAGUCAUAGUAGGUGCCGUCAGGCAGUUGGUGCAAGUGCCGACAAUAAUGCUCAGUAUAAUUAUAUUUUAUGA
Molecule: messenger RNA, 603 nt
Organism: Arachis stenosperma
Lineage: Eukaryota; Viridiplantae; Streptophyta; Magnoliopsida; Fabales; Fabaceae
Exons: 1
Coding region: 1-603 (200 amino acids)
Molecular function (GO): zinc ion binding
Source: RefSeq, a predicted model, not a curated record